Coprinopsis cinerea okayama7#130 is the source of this 3438-nucleotide messenger RNA. RefSeq names its product bromodomain and PHD finger-containing protein 3. Lineage: Eukaryota; Fungi; Basidiomycota; Agaricomycetes; Agaricales; Psathyrellaceae. Gene Ontology annotation, cellular component: MOZ/MORF histone acetyltransferase complex. Bases 1 to 3438 code for a protein of 1145 amino acids. The record is from RefSeq and is a predicted model, not a curated record. Gene Ontology annotation, biological process: regulation of transcription by RNA polymerase II. The transcript is spliced from 17 exons. Gene Ontology annotation, molecular function: protein binding.
AUGGCCAGGGGACCGCGCCAUUCGCCAGGGCCUGCGGUAAUACCAAAGGCCGAAUUCGAGAAGAUCAAGGACGAUGUAUCGACGCAGCCCAACGGCGUGCACGAUGGGCAAGCCCGGUCGUUUGGCUACAAUGAUUUCUCGGACUUUACGAGACCAGACUACUAUAUACGACAUAUAGAGCCCCUGGAAAUCGACCUGGCUCGGCAAGUCGAAUACGAUAUGGACGAGCAAGACCUCGAAUGGCUGGAAGCCAUCAACAACGAGAGGAAGAAAGAGCAGAUGGACAAAAUCAGCUACGAGACCUUCGAAAUCAUCAUGGAUAGGCUCGAGAAGGAAUGGUUUGACUUGACGAAGAAUUUGCCAAAACACGACCUCGCAAUGCCCUCAGAAGACUCGACUUGCGCCAUUUGUGACGAUUCUGAAGGAGAGAACACGAACGCGAUUGUGUUUUGCGACGGCUGCAAUCUCGCGGUUCACCAAGAUUGCUAUGGUGUCCCCUACAUCCCUGAAGGCCAAUGGCUAUGCAGAAAGUGUACUGUGUCGCCGGAGAACCCAGUGCAAUGCAUUCUAUGUCCCAAUGAAGGAGGUGCCUUCAAGCAAACAGUAACCGGCGACUGGGUCCAUCUGCUUUGCGCAAUCUGGGUGCCUGAAACUCGAGUGGCGAACGAAGUGUUCAUGGAGCCUAUCACAGGAGGGGAGCAGAUAUCCAAACAGCGGUGGAAGUUGAAAUGCUCACUAUGCGAGCAGCGAGGCGGUGCCUGUAUUCAGUGCGCAAAGCCAUCCUGUUUUGUCGCGUUCCAUACCACUUGCGCAAGACAAGAGAAGCUUUUACUGCCAAUGAAAUCCACCCCAGGAGCGGAGCCGGCCACACUUCAAGCUUACUGCGAGAGGCACUUACCUAGGGAGCAACAAGAAAUCCGGACAGCAGCACUAGCCGCCGAGGCGCAGAAGAAUGCCCAACUCUCUUCAACGCAGAUCUCCAAGACCGCUAGGGCGUAUAACAAAACGUACAAACCCGGUCCUCCCAUCGUUCCCGCUAUCAUCGUCAACCGGAUUGUCCAGUACAUUAACAAGAUCAAGAUACGGAGGAAGGUUGAGUUCGUGCAACUGGUCUGUCGGUAUUGGAGUUUGAAGCGGGAGGCUCGGCGAGGGGCUCCGUUGCUGAAGAGGCUACACUUGGAACCAUGGACGGCGAGUGGAGGCAAAAUUCAAAGCGACGAGCAGAAGGAGAUGAAGCUGGAUCAACUCAAGAGACUCCGUCAAGACCUUGUCAAAUUGAAGGCGCUGACCCAGCUGACGCGGUUGCGGGAAAUGAGGAAAUUGAGGCAAACGGAAAUUAUACAUCAAAUUCUAUCUACGUCUCUGUUCCCCCAUGAAGCAGCCCUACGAAUGGCGUUGGAGCACAUCAUGGCGGCCGACCGCAAUGACUACUUCAAGAAUCCCGUGAACAAAAACGAAGUACCAGACUACUACGACGUGGUUCUAAACCCGAUGUGUUGGACGAUGAUCGAGGAUAGGCUGGACAAGCACGAGUACUGGGAUGUGCAGACGUUCAAGGACGAUAUUGACCUAGUCAUCGCCAACGCCCUCUUAUACAACAAACAAGGGACAGCGCACUUCAAGGUGGCGCUACGACUCAGAACAAUGUCGCGACCUAUUCUCGAGAAGCUCGACCAGCUCGUCAUCCGCCCUCCAGCCGAUCCUGCAGCUCCCGCAGCCAGCACCUCCGACGCGUCUUCUACCACAGCUGCGUUACCUGUAAUUGGCGACCUGGAACCACCUCUCGAGAUACUGGACCUUCUCACUUCCAAUGAUGCCAUAAAGGAUGGAUUGAACUUGGAAUUGAACGAAGACCCCAUUGCUUCUCUCUUCAGCUUCGAGUUCGCUAGGUACAAACCACAGCCGCCACCCUCUCCCAUCCUUCCGCCUCCCAAACCCAAGAAGAAGAAACGGGACCGGAAGGCGGAGUACGAGAGGGCGAAGGCGAGGAAGGCGGCGAGGGCUUCUUCAGGCACGCCUGCCGUAGAGAGAGCCGCGGGGUCUGCAGAGCCUGGCCCUUCAUCCAGUGUCUCUAGUGGAGCUCCCCCAGCAGCGCCUUCGCCCGAAUCGCCCACGAGGCCGAAGAAGAGGUCUUCUUCGUCUUCGCAGCCUCUGCCGGGUGCACCUAGGGUGGUGGACGAUGUGGACAAUCGGGGCUCGUUCCAAUUGUUUAAUGCUGGGUGGAUUUUGCCUGCUGAUCAUCGCAGAGGUGGGAGAGCUCCUCCUUCGGAGAACAAGACCCCUAUGCCUCCUCCGAGGAAGCGACAGAAGACAGAACAUCCAUCGUCUCGGCUUUCGAUUGUCAGCACCGCCGCUUCGGAGAACCAGACGCUGGAAACCCCCGCGCCAGAGGACAAAGAACCCAAGGAGGAAGACACGGAGAAGAUGGAAGUCGACCUUUCCGAGCCCAAACCCGUUUUUAGCGUUUCUCCGGCGCCGCCCGGUACACCCCUGGUCGGUGAUGUCAUUUCCAGAACUUCGACAGACGCUGCUGGAAGGAUUGUGAUUGAGGAGCUCGACACGCCGUACACGAGGAAGCAGAAGAGUAUGAGGCGGAAGGCUGAGAAGGAGCGGUUGAGGAGGGAAGCUGAGGCUGCUGGAGCGAGUCAACCGCCCCAAGGCGGUGCUGGUCCUGGUCCUGUUGAUGAGACAACUGCUACACCCAGUGCAGCGCCUUCGUCAACAUCUAAAUCCAAGACCAAGCCACCCAGCAGCAGGAACGCUGUUGCUGGAUCUUCCAAACCACCUUCAAGUGGUCGGAGACAAGCUGCGCGGAAUGCUCAAGGUACCACCGACGAGGGUUCGGAUCUGAGCGAGUUGAGCGAUUUACCGAGUGAUGAAGGGGAUCGGGAUGCCGAAGGGGAGGAAGAGGAGGAGGAAGAGGAAGAGGGAUCGGCGGAUGUACCGGAACAAUCUUCACCUGAUUCGAAAGGGAAGAAGAAUAGGGGUGGGCCGCCUGCUCGGAGGCAUCCUAGGAAGGUUACCUACGAGAGUGGGACCUUGGUCUGGGCGAAAGCAGAGUCCUACCCUUGGUGGCCAGCUGUGGUGUUCGACAUGGACCAUCCCGAUGUUCCUCCCAACAUUGUGGCUGAUUUCAAGGCUACAAGGACGAAGAGGAAGAUCAAGCUAUGGAUUGUGAGGUUCUAUGAUAGGACUAAUUCAUGGCAAUAUCUACCUCGAGAGAAACUACAUCUGUUGGGCGAGGACUCGAAACUCGAUGCGGAUAUGUUGGCCCCUCAAUCUGUGCACCAGAAGUGGAAGUCCGCGUCGGCACGGCAGACGUGUCGAGAUGCCUACAGGAAAGCGUGUGCUGAGAUGGAGACGAAGAGCGAUCAGAGCACACCUGGGAUUCCAGGUGAGGAAGAAGAAACUCUCGCUGAAAACGAGGACAAGGAGUAA